Molecule: messenger RNA, 918 nt
Organism: Trematosphaeria pertusa
Lineage: Eukaryota; Fungi; Ascomycota; Dothideomycetes; Pleosporales; Trematosphaeriaceae
Exons: 1
Coding region: 365-868 (167 amino acids)
Source: RefSeq, a predicted model, not a curated record
UGUGCGGAGGGAGGUGAGAGGGUUGGGUUCUGGGUGGUCGAUGGCGGGGUGCCUUGGGUGGGCGGCCGUGCGAGAUGUCCCAAAGAGGCGUCGGUGUCCCGGAGGGGAGCUUAUAAGGGAGCACGCCGUUGCGGCAGCUGUCUCGCGGGCCCGGCGCCCGUCACUGCUGGAGGGUGAAGUGAUGGGAGGCGGCGGGGGCCGUGUCGCGCGGGUUAAUAAUCAGCAGCGGGCGUGCGAAGGAGGAGGUGAAGGCAUGGCGCUGCUCGGUGCGGGUUACGCGGGGCGUCACUCGAGCGCGGGCGGCGGCCGUGACAGCGUAUUAUAGCGGAGGGCGCGGGCUCGUUGGAGGUUGGGUUGGGAUGGGAUGGGAUGGGUUGGGCAAGGCAGGGCAGGGCAGAGCAGGGCAACAGGGCCGGGCAGGACGUUGGCGGACAGACUGCCUGGAAGCACUGAAACGGUGCUGGCGGGUGUAAGCGGGCGGGACGAGGGCGGUGUGUGGGUGCCUUGUCUGUGCAUGCAGCAGCAGCAGCAGCAGCAGCAGCAGCCUCGGCGGGGCAGCUGCUGGGCCAUAUCGCGUCGCCUCAGAACUCAUUCACGACGGGUGCGGGCGGCGCGGGCAGCACAAAGCGCGACGAUGCAGCCGCCGGACAAAGCACAGAGCGCGGCCUUUGCAGCAUCCCGCUAUAGCAGGCCCGGCGGCGUGCUCCUGCCCCAAAUAGGACGCCACGGAGAGGACGGAAGGCGCGUUCUGCCCUCGAGCGCUCCCCUCCUCGCGCGCCCGGCAUCGCAGCGGCACGCCCACUCGGCGGGCGUCGUCGGCGCGCACAGCAUGCCGCCGCCGCAGAAUGCGCCCGUCCCUUGUCUCUAGCAUGCAGCGCAAUGCUCUCGUCGUUCGCCGGUCCAGAUGGCGCUGCCUGC